CAUCCACCCCUGCGACGACGACAAUAGCAUUGCGCAGGCCCUGCGCAGCUGCAUGAAUUUUAUCUGAUAUAACGAGCUAAAAUCACCUCACAACGACCUUACUCGCUACUUUCUGCCACUCGGUUAAUGGUCAACUUCAAUGUUGUUCAUGUCACUCGGGAUGAAGACCCAGUGCCUGCCCAUCACGCAAGUCCUGUGGUCGCCUUUAUCAUUGGCCUGGCCAUCAUUCUACUCUCCUCUAUCAUGAAUGCAGCAGGCCUGAAUCUCACUAAGCUGGACCAUGUUCGGACUAGCGCAAUACCCAAGUCUGCCCGGAGGAGAGAUUGGUUGAGACCCCUAUGGCUACUCGGAAUGAUACUUUAUAUCUUGUCGCAGUUAAUCGGGAGUACCCUCGCCCUAGACUAUAUGCGAGCAGAAUAUGUUGCUCCCCUUGGAUCUACUUCCCUUAUCUUCAACUUUCUGUUCGCAAGGUUCCUUGUAGGCACACCUGUUACAAACACCGACAUCUAUGGCACCGUCAUUGUAGUCCUUGGUGUCAUAGGUAUCGUGGCCUUUGGUACUAUCAACAGUGGGCUUUCAGCAGAAUCGGAUGUCAACCAUCUCACCUACCUCUGGCGCCGAGGCGGCUGGCUUGGCUUCUUCUUUGCCAUGUCAAUUGCCCUCAUCUUGGUUCUCAUUUUUACGUACUCCCUUGAUGCUGUCCUUGCAGCAAGGUCGGACAUUGAAGCAGAGCCUUUCGCAGGCAUGAGCACCAGAAGGCCGCCAUCAAACGCUACUACCUACGUCGGUAGAGCCAAGGCCUAUUGGGAUAGUUUUAUGUUAUGGGUGAAGCAGUACCUUGAAAAUUGGACUGGUCCGAAGGACGACAAGCAGAUUGCAUGGACCCUUGGUAUUGGGUGGGCAUGCUGCGGCGGAGGCCUCGCUGGCGGCUGCCUUGUUUUUGCCAAAGCAACUGUCUCGCUUCUCAGCGGCAGCCUCUCCCACGAGAACCCAGGAAACCAAUUUGGCCAUGCAGCGCCUAUCUUCACAAUCAUCUUGCUCGCUGUGACUGCAGUCCUUCAAAUAAUCUGCCUUAACCGUGGCCUGAAGGUUUAUGACUCAACUUUGGUUGUGCCUGUAUUUUAUGGGGUAUACACUGCGUCUGGCUUCCUGAACUCAAUGGUGUUCAACGACCAGAUCGACGCUUACAAGCCUUGGGUUCUAUUCUUGAUCUUCGUCUCUAUCGCCAUCCUAAUCUCCGGGGUUGUUCUCCUCACUCACAAGAAACCAGAGCCUGCGAAGGCCGGUCCCAAGGAGCCCAGCCCCGCCGCCCUGACUUCCAAGAAGAGAGAUGUCAUUCAAAGGUCGACUGAUGACGACGAGGACCAUGGGGAACAGCAUGCUCUAACAAGCCGAGAUGGCGAAGAAGGAACUGAAGUUUGGCAGCUUGGGGAUGCAAGCGAGGACGAGGACGAGAAUAAUGCUAUGAGAUCUAGGCUUCCACGCACAUCUGCUCCUAACGAAGGUGCUACGUCCUCGACUGAAGGCUCUCGUUUGUUACACGAUGAGUAUGAGGCUACCAAUCGGAGGGAAUCCACAUCCUCUGAUGACAUGAAAGUAACACAGGACCCAUUCAAAGACGAUGAAGGAGAGGAGUUCGGUGAAUGGAAUUCUAGUAACCGUCAGCCUCGAGACCUACACUAGUGUGUCGAAAUUGCACUGUUGACUUGGGAUAUACCACAACUUUACGACAGGAUUAACCCGCAAUGGAUAUAAUGUAUACUUACCUCAAUAUAGCC
Coniophora puteana RWD-64-598 SS2 is the source of this 1778-nucleotide messenger RNA. RefSeq lists its product as uncharacterized. Gene Ontology annotation, cellular component: membrane. Gene Ontology annotation, molecular function: magnesium ion transmembrane transporter activity. Gene Ontology annotation, biological process: magnesium ion transport. The transcript has 8 exons. The coding region runs from base 127 to 1683 and encodes 518 amino acids. The record is from RefSeq and is a predicted model, not a curated record. NCBI's taxonomy places the organism in Eukaryota, Fungi, Basidiomycota, Agaricomycetes, Boletales, Coniophoraceae.